Molecule: messenger RNA, 1923 nt
Organism: Cylindrotheca closterium
Lineage: Eukaryota; Bacillariophyta; Bacillariophyceae; Bacillariales; Bacillariaceae
Source: the annotation of a GenBank genome assembly
AUGACCAUUACGGACUUCACCGUGCGCAAAAAGAGCUACCACUACCUCACCACCCAGGCGAGCUACCCAAACCAUGAUUCCAAGGCGGUCCUCGAUGCCUUUGAUCCCACCAAGGACCUUCAGUUGCAAGAUCUAAACAGCCUUGUCGAAAAGGGUGUACAAGGAGGCGCCCCGGCCUGGUACACAACGGUUGGCGAAAAGAAAGAGCAGCAUUUUGAUAAAUUGUACGUGCUGGACCAUGACGUUCUGGAGAACGGGAGCGACCCACUGGCAUUCUCUUGGCCGGCAAAGGCCUUCUCGAAAACCGAUCCGGGUAUGGUUCCAAAGUUGGAGGCGUGGUUGAUAAACGAGGAGCUCGAGCAGGAUCGCUCCAAGUUGUUCGUGAUGGAGGAUAUCACCGAUGAAGAUCCUGAGACGGCUUACAACCUACUGGUUACACGCAAGCAAAUGCCCAUUCCCAAGGAGUUCUUGGAUAUCACUUGGGACGGAUUGUUGGCACACGAAGUCUUGCGAUUGGUGAUUGACAGAAUCAAGAUUCUCGCCAACAGCAAGGAGCCUGAAAAAAAUUCGGAAAUGCAGCUUUUGAAGAACGUCGGAGAACCUGCUGUUCUCACUGCGACAUCUGCCCGACGCUGGGUUUCCAGAGUAAUUAAUUUGGAUUUCGCCGGAUUGGACUCGGAGGACUCAACUGGAGAUUCCUCCAACAAGACCUAUGAACUGCUCACCAAGACCUUGGCGGCCGUCGAGGAGAGUAAUAAGACAACCAAGACCUCCGUGGAAUCGCUUUCGGAGGUAGUGGUAGCGGGUAUCCAGGGACAAGCAUCGGACAAGGUGCCCCCAAAUACAGUGGAAAAGAAGUGGCCCACAAGGCUCUCCUACCUGAAGAGAGUUGCUGGUACCACGACCUCAGCUCAGCUUCCCACCCUCUGGCACGAGCUAGCAAAGUGUAAGAAGCACAAAUCAAUUGGAAUUGUGCAGUCCCUGCUGGACGAUGAGGCUGGCAAACUGAACCUCAAUCUGGAAUUCAUCGUUUCAGCCCGUGUAAUCAAGAGCUUGGUGGAAUUGGAAUUAUGUUUGCGCGGAGACAUUGAAAAGGAUUUGAACGUGUUUAAUAGUGUCUGUUUCCAGCACUACAAAAAUGCCAAUGCGAUAAACGAUUACAACAAGAGCAAUUAUUGGUUGACAGGCAAAAAGACGACCGCUUCAAUGAAAGAUCAUCAAGCCCACAACAAGAUCAAGCAUGCUAUCUUCCCAAAGGAUCCCAUGCAGUUCUGUUUGCAAAGAAUGUGGAUUCAAUUGCACGAAAGAUGGGAGUGUCCAACUCCCAGCAGGAGCGAGCACUCGAGAGAUUUCUCUUUGGAAUCUAUUUCCAAAUUGAUUGUUACUGAGCAUUUGGUAAGAUCCGGCACAAACGCAGAAGAGAACCUACCCGACUUGGGCACCUACAUGGAGACAUGCUACCAUGGAGGAAGCCUACAAGAGUCAAACUUGUUUGUCGUCGCAAAGGACACCGUCGGACAUGGUGGAACAGGAGACAAGACUGAGAGCCAGUUCAAGAGAGAGAAGCAAAGGGCCCAGAAGAAGAGCCUGGGUGAAUCAGAAAAAAAUCCUGACAUGAACGAAGAACAUCGCUACACCGGAAGAACUACUACUGAGUUAAUCAAACGGACAGGCGAACAGCCUCCAAAGCACGCCAACGGAAAGGAACUGUGCCUCAUUUGGCACACAAAGGGCGAAUGCAAGGAGCACUGUGAACGCAAGCAUUCUCAUUAUGAUGCUGCACCAGACAUUGAUAAGCUUCCGCACCCUGCCGCACCAAUGCUACACCGAGUAAUGAAAAAUGGGGCUCCUGUGGUGGUUCAUUCGGAGCCAUGGAGCCAGAGCCAGCUCGACAUGCGAGUCGCUCGGCGCUGUCACUCAUAA